CACGCGCUACUUAGCUUGUUUUAAAUGUUUUUAUAAAAUGAAGAUUUUCGCGCCGUUUCUGUUUUGUUUAUGGAGUCACUUUGUUACAGCGCGUGAAGACGAGAGGCUGCCCAACAAGUGUGAAGUGUGCAAGUUUCUGACCGUGGAGCUGCAGGAGGCUCUGCAGAGAACCGGGCGGUCCAACGAAGUCCUGGAGGUCGGAGAAGUGUUGGACACAGGCAAGAGAAGAAGAAAGAUCAAAUACAACACCUCGGAAACCAGGCUGACUGAGGUGCUGGACAACAUCUGUGAGCGCAUCCUGCAGUAUAAUGUUCACGCUGAGAGACCAGGCAGCCUCAGGUACUCCAAGGGAUCCAGUCAGACGAUGACGACGCUGAGGAAUCUGGUCAACAAAGGAGUGAAGGUGGACCUGGGCAUGCCGUACGAGCUGUGGGACGAACCGUCGGCGGAGGUGACAGACAUGAAGAAACAGUGUGAGACGAUGCUGGAGCAGUUUGAGGACGUGGUGGAGGACUGGUACUUCCACCAUCAGGAGCAGAGACUGGAGAACUUCCUCUGUGAGGACCACGUCCUUCAGACUUCAGAUCGAGAGUGUCUGCAGGAGGUGUGGAAAGGUGGCGUGGGUCAUCAAGAAGAAGCAGAUCAGGAGGGGGCCACGCACGACGCUGGAGAACUUUAAAAACAAACAAACAAACAAACAGAGCUGAAGACGACGCCCCCUCAGCUUAAACAGCAGACAGAAACUUUAUAUUUUAAUACUCAUGUUUACUUUAUUACAUGAACAAUCUGAACUAAUGUGACGCUUUGUACCUCAGAGGUCUG
Messenger RNA from Nematolebias whitei (Rio pearlfish), 822 nucleotides. It is a transcript of the gene cnpy4, whose product is annotated as canopy FGF signaling regulator 4. The record is from RefSeq and is a predicted model, not a curated record. Lineage: Eukaryota; Metazoa; Chordata; Actinopteri; Cyprinodontiformes; Rivulidae. Gene Ontology annotation, molecular function: signaling receptor binding. The transcript has 6 exons. Gene Ontology annotation, cellular component: endomembrane system. Bases 38 to 679 code for a protein of 213 amino acids.